This is a messenger RNA of Planococcus citri (citrus mealybug), 3310 nucleotides long. It is a transcript of the gene Eaf6, whose product is annotated as chromatin modification-related protein EAF6/MEAF6. Bases 284 to 799 code for a protein of 171 amino acids. The transcript is spliced from 4 exons. NCBI's taxonomy places the organism in Eukaryota, Metazoa, Arthropoda, Insecta, Hemiptera, Pseudococcidae. The record is from RefSeq and is a predicted model, not a curated record. Gene Ontology annotation, cellular component: NuA4 histone acetyltransferase complex.
GGAUGACGGCCAUUUUCUAUUUCUUGUUUUUCCUUCUUAUCAAAAAUAAUAAAAAUUCUUCAAAUGAUUGAAUUUUUCAGAUCAAAAAGUUUUUAUUUUCUCUUCGUUUCGUUCUGAAUUUGAACUUGGGCAACUUGAAAGUUGAAAAGUGAAACGUUCGUGGAAAGUUUUAAAAAAUCUGAUAGAGUUGUUUAUUUCGCAAGUCCUGUGUAAAAUCUCUCAUUAUUCUGAAAAGUGUGGUUGAUGUUUUCGUUGAAUUUGCAUAUCCGAAGUUUUUAUAGAAAUGUCCAGCAAAGGAAAUAAUUCUAUAAAUAUAAGAAACGAUCUCGCCGAACUUGUGAAAAGGAAAGCGGAAAUUUCGGAAACAUUAGCUAAUUUAGAACGCCAAAUUUAUGCAUUUGAAGGUAGUUAUCUAGAAGACACACAUUUGUACGGCAAUAUAAUCAGAGGAUGGGAUAGGUACUUGACUAGUAAUAAAAGUGCCAAUGGAAAAACAGAUAAGAGGAACCGUAAAUUCAAAGAACAGGAAAGAUUGUUCUCCAAAUCAUCUAUCACAUCGAUGGCGGCUGUCAGUGGUCUCGUAGAAAUGCCUGACAAAUUGGAUCAAAACAGUGAAAGUGAAUCUCAAGGAUAUAGCGGGAGUGAGGAUACGAUAUCCAAAGAAACGGGAAAAGUUAACAGUACGAAAUUUAAUUCAACAUCUCUAAAUACAGAUUCUAGUAGCAUAGCAUCCCUAAAAACAUCCUCUCAGAAAACCCAGCAAGCUAAGAAAUCGUCUAAAAAAUUUAGAUACCGAUAAGGCAGUCUAUACCUUAUUCAUUCGAGUUUUUCAAAUAAGAUCUCAUAUUUAUUGCUGCAUCACUGACGUUUGAAAUUGCGAUUUCAAGAUUUCAAACAAAAAAUUACGUAUUAAUAUUUUUGUAAGCUACAGAGUGAUACUUGACUCGACGUAAGGAAAUGUAAUUACUCGUAUAAUGAUUUUAUCAGUAUUAAUACCGCUUUAAGUGAAUCUUGUGACGUUUACGUAUAACAAGAUGAAUUUCUAUCAGAUUAAUAGACGUAUUUAUGGAUGUACUUGAAGUGCAUAACAUGACUAUUUAAAACAAUAAAUAAAUAAAAGACUUACAGUAAAAUAAUAUGACGGAAAUGAGAACUGGAGUUUUAAACAUUGAAGACUAUAGAAAUCAAGAUAAUUUAUUAAAAAAGGAAUAUAUAAUUUUCGCUAUAAUGACUAGCAAUAUAAAAUUAUUUCAGUAGGUACACAAAAAUAUAAAAUUCACAAAUAAAAAUUCUUUCCAACUAUUUUGUGGUAAAAUGCGAAGAAAUUAGACAAUUUCAUCCCAGGAGAUGUCAAACUCAAUUCUGACAAAAAACAUACUUAAGCGACAGAGAUUAUCGCGAAUCUUCUGGACUACUGCUCAGUCUAGUGAACCUCCCAUUCCACCGGUUUUCUGAAAUUUAAAAGCAAAAUUAUGGAGGCGCACUCUUGCAAACAAAAAAAAUUAAACCCAAUUCUACUUACGAGUUGAAAUUUCUGGAAAACUAAAAGUAGAAAACAGCCAUAUCAAAAAAUAAAAAAUUAUUGGUAACAUGCAAACAAUCGCAGAAGAUGCGAGAAAUAUAAUAUCUUGUUUUUCACGAAUGGCGGAACAAUUAUAUUUUUUACUCCAUUCGUACCGCGUGUUGUUCAUCUGAAAUGAAAAAGUAUCAUGUGGGUAAUCGUCCAAUCGAAUACUCAAAAACUGAAGAACAAAAAAAAACGAACCAUGUCUAUAACAUCCAUACAAAAUUCUCGAUGAGACCCAUGCUCACUGUAGAAAUCAUUCAAGUGACAAUAAAUACUUUUACAAUCAUUGCACAGUGUGGAUGAGUUAUGUUCAUUGGAAUUGAAACAAGCCUCUGUUUCGUUGUGGAUUUUAAAAAUACCCAUCGUGUUAGCAUUUAUUUUGGAAGAAUUUCUAUCCAAUGUGAAACAUUCUGAAAGAUUGCGAAGGUAAAAAUUCACUUAUAGGUACUCAGUUUUAGAACAUAUUAAUAAAUUGAGUGUCUCUACCUACUUUGACAAGCUGCUUUUUUCCAUUGUUCAUUCACAAACUGAAAACUAUUUUCAAUUAAAUCCAAUCGGUCCACAUUGAGUAAUUCUUUUUGACAGGCUUCACCCGAGUCUUCUUGAAGCUACGGGAAGAAAAUGAAAAUGAAAAUUAUGCGACAAAGAAAAUAAAGGUAGGAGAGUAAAAAUUUAAACAUCAAAAUUAUGCGAUGAAGAAAAUAACCUUCAGUAUAUCAUUAUGACUUUUCACGACAUCAUAAAAUUCGUUGACACAAUCUUGGCAGAUCAUUAUGGGCCGAGCAUGCCGAAUAACACAUCUUGUAAAAUUUGCUGUAAUAGUAGCGAAGUGCUCCAACAGCUGUAUACAAUUCUCUCCAAUAUUCAACCGGAGUCUGAAAAUGAUAACUCAAAAUUAUAGGGGGUAAUUCUUUGUCAUAAAAAUAAUGUAAUGAACAAAAUGUACUUAAUUACAAUGUAUCAUUCAUAAUUUGAGAAUCUGUAUUCUGGAUAUGGUUUGUGAAUACUGCGCUCGUCAAAUACCAAUAAAAACAUAUCCGCAAUUUGAAAACUCCAGAAAAUAACGACAUCAUAAAUAAUAAUAUAACAGAAGCGAACAAUUGAAAUGUUGCAUUACGUCUGAUAGGUUUAGUUGGCGAUUGUUUUUGCUGCGGAUGAUUCGUCAAUUUAAUAUAAUAUAAAUAGACAUGUAGUGAAGUGAUACACAAUAGAGGAACAAAGUUCAAAAUGUAUCCCAAGUAAUUGAUACAAUUUUAAGCACGAAAAGAGAAGUUGAAAGUGAAACACUUGGGUUAAAAAGAACUACGUAAUUUCAUUAGUUACAUUUAUCAGAAAAUAGACACAGAAUAAUGAGUAAUUAAUGCGUUUUUUGCACUAUUUCUGACUAAAAAUCUGGAAUUCGUUGAUUUUUUUGACGACGAAAUGACGAAAAAAUCAACUAAAAUUGAUAAAAAAAUUUUGAAUUUUGAUAAUGAAUGAGUCAUAACUCAUAGACCGUCAUAGUUUUGUUUAAUACCAGGUGUUUUGUAGUUAGUUAGAGGACAACUUUUUUUAUAUUAGUAUUUUUUUGAAGUAGCACCAGAGAGCGCGCAUAACAAAACAACACAACUCCGAGGAAAUGGAAUUUUGGAAACAACCUGGCAAUAAAAAAUUAGUGACAUCUGUCAUAUCACAACGUGUUAUGUUGUAAAUGUUGUAUUGUCCGAAGGCGAAGUGGAACCGUAAUCCGGUACUUGCGUAAGG